Molecule: messenger RNA, 591 nt
Organism: Diachasma alloeum
Lineage: Eukaryota; Metazoa; Arthropoda; Insecta; Hymenoptera; Braconidae
Product: serine/arginine-rich splicing factor 6-like
Exons: 1
Coding region: 1-591 (196 amino acids)
Source: RefSeq, a predicted model, not a curated record
AUGGCUGGUAUCCUUGCAGCAGAAAUAUCAGCGAGAGUCAAAGCUAGAGACAAAGUGGGAGUAACUGUCAAAGCUACCAUCAGGGUGAGAAUGAGCGUCGAUGGACCAAGGACAGAAUAUAAGUUACAAGUAGAGCUACACGGCCAGGAGUUUGAGUCCAAAUCCGAGUUCAAAUUCAAGUCGAAGUUUGUGUCCGAGUCCAAAUCCAAGUCUGUGUCUGAGUGCGAGCCAGUGUUUGACUCGAAAUCUAGGUCCGAGUUCAAGUUGGAGUCCGUGACCGAUUCUAAGUUCAAGUCCGGGUUCGAGUCGGAGUCCGAGUCAAAGUUUGAGUUCAAGUCCGAGUUCGGGUCGAAAUCUAAACUUGAAUUGAAGUCUGAGUGCGAGUUCGAGAUUGAAUUCAACUUCAAGUCCAAGUUCGAGUCCAUGUCCAAGUUGGGAUGUAAGCCCAAGCCCGAGUUGAAAUUCAAAUCCAAGUCCGAGUUCACAUUUGAGUCCACGUCCGAGUCUAUUGGGAACAAUACCGAUGAGUGGGUCAUACAGACACACACAGACACUCACAUCGUUACCUUACAUGUAUACACACCGCCCUAG